Messenger RNA from Zea mays, 1606 nucleotides. Its product is annotated as GDSL esterase/lipase At5g45910. Lineage: Eukaryota; Viridiplantae; Streptophyta; Magnoliopsida; Poales; Poaceae. Bases 203 to 1381 code for a protein of 392 amino acids. Gene Ontology annotation, molecular function: hydrolase activity, acting on ester bonds. The record is from RefSeq and is a predicted model, not a curated record. The transcript has 5 exons.
CGUGUGUUCGCGUGCAUCUCCACGCCGCCAUUGCAUAGUAGCUGCAUACAAUCCUUGGGCCGCUUUCUCCCUAGCAAGUUGCGGCAGCAGCCACAAGGUUCAACAGGCAUCUUUUGUUGAGCUUCUUAAAUUCAACGACGCGCAAGGCAAUUCUUCCCCCCCCCCCCAAAAAAAACACACGGUGCGGCGGAAGGAAGCAGCCAUGGCGCUCACGCCUGUCUUGCUCCUCCUGCUGGCCUACUGCCUCUCGGGCGUGAGCUCAUCUGCAGGCCCGCCGCCACGCAGCUUCACCUCCCUGUUCGCCCUCGGGGACUCGUACAUCGACGCCGGCAACUUCGUGACCAUGGCCACGCCGGUCGCUCCGGUGUGGGUCGACAAGCCUCCCUACGGCAUGACCUUCUUCGAACGCCCGACGGGGCGCUUCAGCGACGGAAGGGUCAUCGUAGACUUCGUAGCCGCGGCGCUUGGCGUCCCGUUCCUCCCGGCUUCGCUAGCCAACAGCUCGGACGACGACGUCGCGCGCCGCGGCGGCGUGAACUUCGCCGUCGGCGGCGCGACGGCGGUCGACGUCGCCUUCUUCGAGAGGAGACGGCUGGUGCCGUUCAAGCUGCUGAACAACUCGCUGGACGUGCAGCUGGGCUGGUUCGAGGAACUCGAGCCGUCCCUUUGCAACGCCACGGCGGAAACUGCAGGUUCUUAUGGUGGCGGACGGUGUUUCAGCAGAUCGCUUUUCUUGGUGGGCGAGUUUGGGGUCAACGACUACACCUUCCUAUGGACGGCGAACAAGACGGAGUCCGAGGUGAUGGCGUUCGUGCCAAGAGUUGUGAGAACCAUCGCCUCGGCCGUCGAGAGGCUCAUCGUCCGCGACGGCGCGGCGCACGUCGUGGUGACGGGGAACCCGCCGAUCGGGUGCUCGCCCACGCUCCUCACCCUGCUCCGCCGGACGAGCCGCCCCACCAGCGCGGCGGACGACGACGACUACGACCACAUCGGCUGCCUGCGCGGCGUCAACGACGUGGCCAGGCACCACAACGCGCUGCUCGGCGCGGCCGUGGUCGGCCUCAGGGCCAGGCAUCCCCGGGCCACCAUCGUCUUCGCCGACUUCUACACCCCGAUCCGUAGAAUCCUGGAAAACCCCAACCAGUUCGGGGUGGUGGUCAGUGACGUCCUGAAGGCGUGCUGCGGCACCGGCGGCGCCUACAACUGGAACGGCAGCGCCGUGUGCGGGAUGCCGGGGGUGCCCGCGUGCGCCAACCCGUCGGCGUACGUGAGCUGGGACGGCGUACACUUCACGGAGGCCGUCAACCGCUACGUUGCCGAGGGGUGGCUCUACGGGCCCUACGCUCAUCCGCCGAUACUCAAAGCCAUGCGACGGCCCUAGCCGCCCUACAAGCAGCAGCUCAGCUGCUGACAACAAAUUAAAAAGAGAUCAAUAUAACUGGCUGAUUAAGGGUCUGUUUGUCUGUAUAAGCUAUGUAACAGCUGUUGCGCUGAGAAAACUCAAAGCUAUUUGGUUGAAACAACUUUCAACAAUCAAUUUUGUAACAAUAUGAUGCCUGCUUGGUUUCUCAAAUAAACCGAUUCGACAACAUAACAUCACCAACAA